GACUCUCACAGGUGUGGGUGUACGUUUGUUCCCUCUAAAAACUUACCUGAUACCAUCAUGUGAUCUGGCAAGCGGGGCGUGGAAAACAGUGUUGUCUCGACGCUGGAUUUUUUUUGAUUUGUCAUUGUCCUUCAUACUUUUUACAGGAUUACCAACAGAGUCCAUUCGGCGUUGGUUCACUUCGUCAUUUUUCACGGAAUAGUUUUUCAAGGAAUGGACCACGUAUUGGAUUGAGAGGAGAAUCAUGUAAACUUUCUUCUUGUAUGCCGAGUUUGAGGCAAAUCGAUUGGUUCUAGUUUACGAGGAGAAAUCUUGGCAUCGCAAACGCGUGCUACCAACUAUUCCCAAAGAGAUGAUUUGGUGGAUGACGCUCCUGCUCCUUUUGUGUGCGAACACAUGCCUCUGUGACGAGCCUCUUGCUGCCUUUCCCUCCGCCACUACUAUUAACAACGUGGUCCAGGACCCCAGGACGGGCCGCAUCUAUGUGGGUGCCGUCAACGCUCUUUAUCAGCUGAAUUCGUCCUUGCAGCUGGAGAGCAGUGACAUCACUGGUCCUCACAAGGACAACCCCCAGUGCACACCUCCCAUCACCCCCCAGUGUGCUGAGGCAGUGGAAACUGACAACUUUAACAAGCUUUUACUGGUCCACCCUUCCAACGGAUCUCUCGUGGUAUGUGGAAGCCUGUUCCGAGGAAUCUGUUCAUUGGUGAGCCUUAACGAUGUCAAACAAAAGGUCUAUUACAGCGACACUAAGGGUGAAAAGACCUACGUAGCCAGCACGGAGGAGGGUGUGUCAGUGGUCGGCGUCAUCUCCACCUUCACUAAGGACGAGAGCGAACUCAAAGUGUUCCUGGUCGGAAAAGGUUACGGAAGCUCGGACAGCUCCAAGAUCAUCAGCACACGUUUGCUGCAGGACUACAAUGACAUGGUGGUGUUUGAGAACCUGGUGGAGGCAGCCACCGUGCAGGCUAGCCCCCUUGUGCAGAGGUACCUGCACAAUUUUCGUUACGUCUUCAACACCUCUGAGCACAUUUACUUCCUGUUCUCCCGCACGCAGUACAUGAAGGACAGUCGCAACUUCACCUUCGUGGCUCGCAUGUGUAAGAACGACCAGCAUUACUACUCUUACACAGAACUUCAGCUGAACUGCUCUCGAAGCAACCGCUACAACCGGGCACAGGCUGCCUACGUGGCAUAUCCAGGGCCGGCUUUGGCAGAGAGCCUAACUCAAUCGGGCGAGCACGGGACAGUCACCACUGACGACCAGGUCUUGUUUGUGGUGUUCACCUCAGACGAUGAAGGGGGUGGUUCAGCGCUCUGCUUGUAUCCUCUUAAAAGCAUUGACGCUAGAGUAGAGAAGGUCAUUGGUUCCUGUUACAAUGGGAAGGGUCUGAUUGGUGACAGAGAGGCUUUAUACCAACCUUACUCCAACACGGAGCAUCCAUGUCGAGAAAUUGCACCUAAUCCCGAGAUGGCAAAGAAGUACCCUUGUGGAGCUGAGUUCCUGCCUACUCCCCUGGCCACCAAACCUGAGUUCGCCCUCAGUGUUGAGCCUGCAUACCACAGAGACAAUAGCCUGCUGACCGCAGUAGCCGUCGCCGUGGAGAAGGAGCACACUGUCGCAUUCCUGGGUACCGGUGCGGGGGAGGUGUUUAAGGUGCAUCUGUCUAGCAGCCCUGAGGCCUACAGUAGGAUGCCGGUUGAGGGAGCUGAGGGACCAGUUCAUAGGAGCCUCUUUUUCGACACAAGCUUUGAUCAUCUGUAUAUCACCACUACCAAACAGAUCACCAAAGUGCCAGUGCAGGCAUGCCACUUGAAGAAGGACUGCCAGUCCUGUGUGGCUCAGAAGGACCCAUACUGUGGAUGGUGUGUGCUUCAGGGCAGGUGUACCCGUAAAAAGGACUGUGACAAUCACGAACAGAGGAACGCAUGGUUAUGGAGUCCAGACCAGAAGUGUGUGACCAUUCAAGCCUUCAAACCACCCAAUAUCAGCUGCAGGAAGACUCAACAGGUGCAUAUUGACAUUCCCUCCCUCCCCAGCAUCGAGGGUUCUGAUAGGUUAGAAUGUAUGUUUGGCAGUGUCUGUAACAGUGCAGUGAUGCAGGACACUACAGUCAUCUGCUCCCUCCCUGACCCCAUCGACGUGCCUCCUACGCCCGAAGAACAAGACUAUGUUGCAGUGCCAGUGAAGAUCUUGGUGGACAAAAAUGUGGAGGUGGCCUCCAGCGAGUACAAAUUCUACAACUGUGCUGCCAUUGUGAAGAAAGCGGAGAACACGCCGUGUAUAGCAUGUGUAAGCAGUGAGUGGGGGUGUCAGUGGAACACUCGGGAACACACCUGCAGCGACACAGACGACACGACAGAGAACAUAAUCAAACCGCAGCAGGGUGAGAGCUGUCCGCAGUUUCAAAACCCAGAACCUCUCCUCAUUUCUGUGGGCAGCAAAACUCGCAUCGAGUUUGAAGGCAAAAACCUUGAGGUUUACAAGGGUAAAACCUUUAAGAUCGGCACAGAGCUCAUGAAACUCACAGAGGAGGUGGUCACUGAGGAGGAGUCCAGAUUCAGCUUUAAUGGUUACGAGUUUGCUUACGACAAAGAGCGGGAAGUCAACGUCACGUUUCACAUGAAGGACAGUGAGACGAACAAAAAGAUUGACAGCACUCUUCAAGUGGUGCUAUACAACUGUUCAGUGGGCAGAGAAGACUGCAGCCUGUGUAAGAAUGCUGAUACGAAGUACAAUUGUGUCUGGUGCGCGACGACAAAUUCCUGUGUGUACAGACAGCUGUGUACACAAGAAUCAGAUCGGUGCCCUGCUCCCAUGAUUACAGACAUUAUCCCCCGUUAUGGACCCAUAGAGGGGCAUAUCUCUGUCACCAUUAAAGGCUCUAAUCUAGGCAUUAGGAAAGAAGACAUCAGGCAGAUUACGGUCGCUGGAAUGAACUGUGCUCACCAGGAGGAACUUUACUUAGUGUCUACGAGUGUGGUCUGCAAGAUCGAACCAUUCAAACCAGCAGAUCCGUCCAGUCCCAAAAAGGGUCCAGUGAAAGUGGUGGUAGAAGGAGGACGGGAAGGAGAGUCUAAAGUUGUCUUCACAUAUCGGGACCCCAAACCGGAAAGAGUCAGCCCGGACAAGGGUCCGGCGGCAGGCGGCACCAUCAUCACCAUAUCGGGCACAGACCUGGACACAGCCACUAAAGCAGACGUGAGCGUCACUGUGGGUGGUGUGCCCUGCCAAGUGUUGACCUUUGGAACUGAGAUCACGUGUAUGACAGGGGCCAGGGAGCCCUCUGACAGGCUGUCGGUCAGUGUCAAGUACGGCGGGAAGACAGAAAAAGAUGUGCCUGGCGCAUUCCAGUACUUGAAGAAUCCUCAGGUCACAGGCUACAACCCCAAGGCCAGCUUUGUGUGUGGAGGCCGGAAGAUCGUAGUGACGGGGACUGGGUUUGACUUGGUGCAGAAAGCCACCAUGCGUGUCCUGCCAUCUACCGAUGAGUUUUCCCACCAGUCUGAUCCAGCGGAGUUUGUGGAGGAAGCCCAGAAUAAGAGCGACACAUCUCUGGAGUUCCAUUCUCCUGCUGUGAAUAAGAGUUUUGAGAACCAGUCUUUCAAGACCAUCAUCCAGCUGGACAAUGUGCAGGAGCAGCUUUUGUCUUUCGAUUACUACACCGACCCUGUUUUUAAAAAUCUGUCCAACAACAUCAUCACAGAGGGGGGAGUGCUCAUUGUCUCGGGUCGAGGGUUCAGUAAGGCCAUGACUGUGGAGGAAGCUGAGGCGUUUGUCGGGGACGCGCCGUGCCCUGUCCAGUUCCUCCAGGAUGACAAGAUUAUCUUGGACCCUCCGUCCAGACCGCCCAAAGCCCGGUCCAGACGCCAACGCAGAGACACCAGUGCCGACCCACUGGAUCUGGUGAUUAAGUUUGGUAACGGCGAGUGGACAGUCGGUCAGGUAUACUACGAGAGGAAAUAUGAAGUUCCUCUGCUCAUCAUCAUUCCUGCUGUCAUCAUUCCUAUGCUGCUCUUUAUUGGCCUGUUUGUCUACUGCUACAGGAGGAAAAGCCAGCAGGCAGAGAGAGAGUAUGAGAAGGUGAAACAUCAGCUGGAGAAUCUGGAAGAGAGUGUACGUGACCGCUGCAAGAAGGAGUUUACAGAUCUGAUGAUUGAAAUGGAAGACCACACCAGCGACUUGAGUGAAGCUCGCAUUCCGUUCCUGGACUACAAGACCUACACAGACCGGGUCUUCUUCCUGCCCUCCAAAGACGGCGCCAAUGACGUCAUGAUCACCGGCAAACUGGACAUCCCAGAAUCCCGCAGGGCCAUCGUGGACCAAGCUCUGAACCAGUUCUCCAACCUUCUGAACAGCAAAACGUUCCUCAUUAAUUUCAUCCGUACUCUUGAGGGUCGUCCGGAGUUCAACGCCAGGGCAAAGGUCUACUUCGCCUCCCUGCUGACGGUUGCUUUGCAUGGGAAGCUGGAGUAUUACACAGACAUAAUGAGAACUCUCCUGCUGGAACUUAUGGAGGAGUACGUUCACAGCAAGAACCCCAAACUCAUGCUCCGCAGGUCAGAGACAGUGGUGGAGAGGAUGCUGUGUAAUUGGAUGUCCAUCUGUCUCUAUCAGUUUCUCAAGGACUCUGCAGGGGAGCCCUUGUACAAGCUGUUUAAAGCCAUUAAACACCAAGUGGAGAAAGGUCCAGUGGAUGCAAAGAUGAAAAAGGCCAAGUACACGCUGAAUGACACUGGCCUUCUGGGAGAUGACGUGGAGUACUCCGUCUUGACUCUGCAGGUGCUGGUUCAUGGGGAGGGCCCAGACGUGACUCCAGCGAAGGUGCUGAACUGUGACACCAUCUCACAGGUGAAAGAGAAGAUCAUCGAACAGGUUUACAGGAACCUGCCGUAUUCUCAGAGACCCACUGUCGACAGCGUCGCUUUGGAGUGGCGCCCUGGUUCUACUGGGCAGAUUCUGUCAGACCUGGACCUUACAUCUCAGAAGGAAGGCAGGUGGAAACGCCUUAACACAUUAGCCCAUUACAACGUUAGAGAUAACGCCACAUUGGUAUUGUCCAAAGUCCUGCAUACCCAGCAGUCUUUUGACCAAAAUCAGGACAGCCACGAGGAAAAGAAUGCUUUACUGGAGGAUGACAAAGUGUACCAUCUGGUGCGUCCGGCGGAUGAGCUGGACGAGGUGAAGUCGAAGAGGGGGAGCAUGAAGGACAAGGCCAUGACCAAAGCCAUCACUGAAAUCUACCUGACCAGACUGCUUUCUGUCAAGGGCACGCUGCAGCAGUUUGUAGAUGACUUUUUCUGCAGUGUCCUGUGUUCCGGUACGGUUGUUCCACCAGCGGUGAAGUAUUUUUUCGACUUCCUGGAUGAGCAGGCCCAGAAACAUGAUGUCGUGGACGAAGAGACCAUUCAUAUCUGGAAAACCAACAGCUUGCCUUUGAGGUUCUGGGUGAACAUUUUGAAAAACCCUCACUUCAUUUUUGACGUCCACGUGACAGAGGUGGUGGAUGCCUCGCUCUCUGUCAUUGCCCAGACCUUCAUGGACGCCUGCACCAAGACGGAGCACAAGCUGACCCGGGAGUCACCAAGUAACAAAUUGCUCUAUGCAAAGGAGAUAUCCACGUACAAGAAAAUGGUGGAUGAUUAUUACAAAGGCAUCCGCCAAAUGGUGCCUGUCAGUGACCAAGACAUGAACACACACCUGGCUGAGAUCUCAAGGUCUCAUACAGACAAACUGAAUACCCAGGUUGCACUGCAUCAGCUUUAUCAGUAUGCAAGCAAGUACUACGAUGGGAUCAUCAUGUCUCUGGACGAGGAUCCGGCCGCCCAGAGUAAACAGCUGACUGUUCGUCUCCAGCAGAUUGCUGCCGCACUGGAGCACAAGGUCACCGACCUGUAGCCUCGGCUCUCAGGAGGAGAGAGAACGGGGGGGCGGGCCAAAGUGCCCGCUCUGCACCUCCCCACGGGCCAAAGAACUGCAGAUUCCCUCUGUAGGCUCCAUCUACUCUGGAGGUCUCAAAGACUCUGGAGCCUCUUUUCCUGAACCCAUUUUGAGGGAAAAGAGGAUUCAAACUGAAAUAGACAAACCUCCUCAAUUCUGUCUUCUGCUUUUUUCCCCCUCUUUCUCUCUGUCUGGCUUUCUUGAAUCAUCAUACUAUUGUCUGCGGGUCCUCCCAGACACUCUGAGAGGCUGGGAAGGAGAGAAAGAGGAGUUCAUCAGUAAUGGACGAUGAAGAUGACCUCCAUCCUCUUAACUGCCACUACGGUACACCACUGACCCAACCCAGUUUUCAUUUUAUUUUCAUUUGUUUUUCUUUUUUUCCUCGAAUGGGAAGGUUUUCUUGAUAAUCAGAUGUUCAAUUUCAUACUGUGUAGAAUCAAGCAAAUAAUAGUAUUACGUGUAAAUAUCUUUUGUACUGUCUAAAACAUGUAUUCAAUUAUAUUCUAUAAGCUAUGCGCAAAUUGAAAUGUUUUUUUUUUUUUCCCCAAAAUGGAGAGUGGUUUGUUUGAGUGUAAGAAGCACAGUCGUGUGUGCGUGUGUGUCUGCUCUGAGUAUAUUUGUCGUGCGGUUUGGGUUUACCCACGAUGACAGUCGUGCUGAACCUGGCGCCAAAUGUCCUACUGUGUACGGUUGACUUUUCUUACGUGUGUAAGCAUGGUUUUAAAACCUCCUUUUUAAACUAAUGUUUGUAACCCCGACCCCCCUCCCAAAUUUUGUAUCAGUUGUCUCUGGUAGAUCCUGCUUUCUCAUUUUAAUCCCAGUAAGGCAGUUCAACCACUUUCUAAGUUCAUAUUGUUGUGGCUUGAUGAUAACAUCAUCAUCACCACCAACAACAACAAAAUACACGAUUUAUAUUAAAUAUCGCCGGUAUCCGAUGACAUUUAAUAUAAAGUGGGAGUGGAGCGUGAUCAAGCUUUUGUUCGCCGAUUAGUUCACAUGUAUAUUUACAACGUGCCAUAUUGUUUACGACAACACCAUGACUAGAGAAAGCAAAAGUCUUUUUUUUUAAUUAGUUUCUAAUUUCAUUUCAUUUUAAAUUGAUGCGGCAUACUAUAUGUUAGUGAAACCACUAUCCUUUGUAUUGUUUACGCUAUACCAGUGGACGGCCUCUCCAGGAAUGACUGAGAUCUGCGUGAAAAAGAAAGCAGAUGAAUUUUACGUUGAUGAGUUUGUGACUGAGUGUUCUGGGUCAAAGUGAACGGCGUUUUCGAGAACUAUUGACCUGUCGCCUGAAAUAGCGAUAAACGAGCAGCCACAACGCCAUGGUUUUCUCAGCAACUCUUUUCAUUUGAGAGAAGGCUUGGAAUUGUCAUAUAAAUGUCUGAAUUUGACAAAGUGAAGUUUGUUUCGGGGGCAUUCAGUGGUUUGUGUUGAUAAUACGUUAUUGAGCGUGCUUUGGGACUGCACGUGGCAAGGGCACAGAUUACUGAAAAUGAUGGUAGUUGGCAUUCCGACGUCUGGAGUUAAGGGUACUUAAUGAUUUUUCCUCAACAAAAAUCUUCAUUAAUCGAAGCUAGCACUAUUGAUAUUUCUAUUUCAGAUCCUACCCAUGUUCAAAAGAACACUGUCAUUUUGAGACUUAUUCCCUAUCACUGAUGAUUUUACCUUUCUUUUUUAUUGAGUCAUUAAAUAGUUUUCACCAGUCUCAAUCAAAUGAGGUUAUUAUUCAAAUCUAAUUUAAUAAUACAUUAAAAAAGGUCGCUAGAACGUCCGACAGACUUUGUUCACGAAUGAAAGGUACUUUUUGUCUGUGUCUGGACUCAAAUGUGUUAUGCACCAAGCGGCUCGCUUGUGUCAUUGACUGAUGUCUGGAUAUUUGUCCCCUUUUUGAUGCUGAAUAAAUUUGGAACCCUCAUCGGCUGUCUGUACGUUGGGGGAGGGGAGGGGGCAUAAAAACUGCGCGGCCUGGACCACUUUAGCCAAUUCGACGCACUGGCACCGCCCACAAUGAGUAUGAUAGACACACUAGGAAAUGCCUUUGAUCUGUAACUACAGUACCCCAUCUCUCUCUCUCUCUCUCUCUCUCUCUCUCCCUCCCUGUCUGCCUCUGCUCAUUCACAUUGUAAAGUUUGUUUUGUUUUGUUUUGUUUUUUGACCAGGAAGUGCCUUGAUGAUGUAUCAGUAAUAAUGUUUUGAGUGUGGUGAUUAUACUCGUUCUACAUGAACAACUGUAUUAGGAUAACCAGCAACAAUAUAUAUAUAUAUAUUUUUUUUUUUUUUUGUUGUUG
Molecule: messenger RNA, 8229 nt
Organism: Chanos chanos (milkfish)
Lineage: Eukaryota; Metazoa; Chordata; Actinopteri; Gonorynchiformes; Chanidae
Gene: plxnb2a.1
Product: plexin b2a, tandem duplicate 1
Exons: 36
Coding region: 353-5899 (1848 amino acids)
Biological process (GO): regulation of cell migration; regulation of GTPase activity; negative regulation of cell adhesion
Cellular component (GO): semaphorin receptor complex; plasma membrane
Molecular function (GO): protein binding; semaphorin receptor activity
Source: RefSeq, a predicted model, not a curated record